GACGAGAGUGUGGAUGAAGGACAAUCUCAAUCUCGACGAGACCACAAACACAAAACACAACCAAGAAGUGCCCACACAACACCUUGUGGAACAGUUGAUGCUGUAAUAGAGAGUAACCAUGGCCAGUACUAGUAGUGCUAGCAGUCCAAAGAAGCGAGUCCGCAUCAAGGCCGAAGAGGAUGAGGAUGAGGAUGAUGCCAUGGUGGAGGACGAGAAUGAAGAGAAUGCUGACAAUUCUGCGAUGCAAGUGGAUGACGACCAAGCUGAUGAGGAAGAAGAAGAAGAGGAAGAAGACGAAGUCGUUCGAGAAAUGGAGGUAUACUUGUCUCCUCAUCUGGUCCAUCAGCUCUAUAUGCUGCAGUUUCCUCUCCAACAAGUCCCUACCGUGGCGACACAGCAUCGGACUAGUGCUGCUCCCAUAGCCGUACGCGUCAAGCCCAAGCACAACAUGCUAGAACUCGAUCAAGCCAUUCCCACUCGAUACAUGGAACAAGAAGGACUCAAACACCUCUUACAAAGAACAUACGCCAGUCAUACGGUACCCGUCACCACGCAUCUCGCAUUGGGAAAGGUCGUUCGAGAUGACACGUCCAAAGAGAGCAAAUUCGCACUCCAUUUGUCCACGCUCCAGCAUAUUACACAAAUGAGACCCACAUUUACUCAUAUUGACCAAGACGACGAUGACAAUGCUGACAAUAUCAAAGCUCUCGAAGAGGAACGGGCCAAUGCUGCCAACAAAUCAAACAAGUCAGAGGAAGACGACAAGCGCAAACCACUCAUGUUCCAAAAAAAGGAAUCCGAACGGGCCGCCAUGGCACGCAAAAACAGUUUUGCCUACAAAAAAGCCAGUGAAGAAGGUGAAAAUUGGGUCGAAUUGAACGUGAUUGACCUCCAAAAUGCGGACGAAGUGGAUCUCAUGGACGAAGAAGAACGACCCUCCGAAGAAGAGAUUACCGCACUGAAACAGGCCAUGGACUGUCCGCCGCAAUUUCGCAAACGCAGUGUCAUGGACAAGGUCAAGCAGGACGACGCGGACGAGACAGCAACAACUGACAACAACAAGUCCACUUCACUGGCAUCCUACGUGCGCAGUUUGGACUAUCUACCCGCCAAAGCUUCCGCAAGCAAUACCAAUAAUACAACUCCAGGAUUUGAUCAAGCACAACAAUUCUUGGUGGAUUGGAAGCAAGCUGGUCUCGAUGAAACUCAUUUCGAUUUGCCCACCAUGGGAGGACACUUGACCACACUACUCAAGGAUGGAUGGCCCAUUCCCUUCUCCAUUCUCAAACAAUCACUUCCGCCCAACGUAGACGACAAACACAUUCUAAAAGCACUGGCAUCGUGUGCUGUACUGGUCCGGGGAAACUUUUGUUUGCAGUCCAGACUCAUGACGCAGUUGCCCAAACCGGUAGCCAAAGCAAGGACGUUUGCAUUGCUGUUGUUGCAAACCAUGGGUGUCAUUCAUAGGAGUCGAUUGGAUCAUGUUUUUGGAAUAAUCACAGACAACAACAAGGACGACGACGACAACGGCAACGGCAAUCAUGGUUUUCAUCAUGAGAGUUUGAAUUCACAGACCGUGCUCAUGCUACUGGAACAAGUGGCCAAAAAGACACCCGAGGGAUGGGUGUUACGGGGACAAGACGAUGUACAGUUUCUACAAAGGUUUCCAGACAAUACCAAUCUGCAUAUGCAGUAUUGGGGGAGACAGCUUCUACGAUUUCAAGACUACUUGCAGCGAUACGCGGAGGCCACGGUAUCUUAGAAUCUUAACACUAUUCAAUAAUGGCUCCUGACUUUUUGGGGUUGUG
Messenger RNA from Seminavis robusta, 1808 nucleotides. NCBI's taxonomy places the organism in Eukaryota, Bacillariophyta, Bacillariophyceae, Naviculales, Naviculaceae. The record is from the annotation of a GenBank genome assembly.